CACUCGUAAACCGUGACUCGUGAGUGAACCAGUUGACUACGAAAGACGUAUUUUUAAUUUUAAGCAAACGUGUUAUAUUUUGUCCCACUAUGGAAUCUUUGAUAGAAAAGGUUAAACAAUAUCCCUGUUUGUGGAACAUGAACGAUAUUUAUUAUAGGGACACUGGUAAGAAGGAUGCAGCUUGGGAUCGUAUAGCGAAGCAGUGUGGACUUGUAAAUGGUAGAGAAGCCAAAAAUCAGUGGAAGAAAUUACGAGAUAGCCAUAGGGAAGCUUUGAGACGUCGCAAAACCGCUACGGUGCAAAUAUUGAGACCCUGGAAAUACGAGGCCCAGAUGGAAUUUGUAUUGCAACAGAGUGAAUAUACGGAGACAGUUUCAAGUCUCCCAACUUUACAAGACAGUCAUCACGACACUCAAAAUUCCUCAGAUAUAGAAUCUACGCCCUCUCCGCCGGGAUCCCCACAUCCAUCUUCAUCUUACAUAGACCAUGAGAACAGGAAACAAAAAAUACUUGAAAUGUCAAGUUUUGAUAUGAACCGCGUACCACAAGAUGCACUAUCAAACUUGUUUGCAAGUUUGUACCAGAAGACACGCGAACUUCCGAAAUACUUACAAUUGCGAGUACAGAGAGAAAUCUUUGAAUCAGUUACAAGAGCUGAAGAAGAAGCUAUGUCCCUUGAUCCAUUGAAUUCUUACUACAGUCCUGUUGCCAGAAAUUCAAGUGCUCUUCAAAGCAGCCCUUUCUCUGAUGCUUCAGCGGAUACCAAACCUAAGCCACCGUACGGAAAGUGAUCUUAACCUGGUGUCCAUGCAGAAAACUCGCCACAACUGUCACACGAAAGCAGCUGUUCACUUGAUGUCUCUACUUUCUACGAAAAUCAAUUUGUUUAAUGGAAAAUAUAAUAAUU
Molecule: messenger RNA, 907 nt
Organism: Maniola jurtina (meadow brown)
Lineage: Eukaryota; Metazoa; Arthropoda; Insecta; Lepidoptera; Nymphalidae
Exons: 3
Coding region: 90-791 (233 amino acids)
Biological process (GO): regulation of transcription by RNA polymerase II
Cellular component (GO): transcription regulator complex; nucleus
Source: RefSeq, a predicted model, not a curated record